ACUUAAACAUAACAUAAAAAUAUUAAUAUUAAAAUAUGAACAUUCCGGUUGACGGGCCCGGUUAUAAGCUAGCUUAUAAAAUAAAUUUUAAAAAUACCUAAGUUUGGAGUGGUUUGAGUUCAAUGGACUCGAACCACUAGUGGGAUCGAGUUAGAGAGUCUGAUCCACUUUCUGAGGUAGUGGAUAGAGUCUGAUUGACUCGAUCCACUUCAUUGAAAUAUCCAAUAGCCUCAUUCAACUCUUGGCUAAAUAAUUUCACUACAAUCGGAUAACCGAGCAUACAGUUAAGGCUAUUGGAUAUUUAAAUGCAGUGGAUCCAGUUCAUUAGAUCCACUACCUCAGAAACUGGAUCAAGGCAACGAAAAUGGGUCCCUAAGGCGAUUGGAGCAACAAGUCGGCUAGCAGUUACCAAGGCGGUUACCAAGGCAGUUACUCCUAGUGGCUAUAAAUAGGAGAAACGAAGACGGGAAAAGGGUUCCACAACCAACCAUUUGACACACUAUGUCAAACUUUAUCUUUUUCUCUGCAAAUGAGCCAUAUCCUUAGUUUUCGGAGCUCUCACUGAACCUCCAUAGGAGUAGGUGUAAUUAACUUAGUUUGUUCCCAAAAACCAUCAAAAACAUCAAGCACCCUCGUUCGAACAUUGUUCGGAGAGGUGUGAACCGUGUUGAUUGUCGUUGUUCAAGAAGUCAAGGUGCAUUCAUUGUGUUCGAACACAAGUUUUUCCUCGCCAGAAAACUAAUUGGCACACCUGGUGGGACAACUGUGUGUUUGAUUUGAUGGCUCCACGACUGAGAGAACAUGAAGGUGAUAUUUCACCAGGAGUUGUGAAGGAGUUGGCGGCCAAGUUCAAAUUUGGCCAAGCAUCAGUAAGUGUUGUCAGAAACAAUGGCAUGAUUGAGAUCUUGCCACCAGUGGCACCUUGUGCCGAUGUAACCACCACUGUCAUGUCACUCCGCUCAAUAGUGGAUGAUAACUGCAAGAUGGUGGUGGGGAACCGUCAAGUGAUGGUGGAGAUCCUUCGAUUGAUGGAAGAGAGUUUGAAUGGACUUGUUAGAAGUUCACAACAGACAAGUCUAAAACUUGCUUCUUUUAGUUCUAUGUUAGAUAGACGUUUGGAUGAAUUGCUUGAAGCAACUACAGAAAAUACAAAUUGCUUGGAUAAUCUUAAAAAAUAUUUUAUCGAACCAGUGGUGCGAGAAAUUUAUUUACCAAAAAAUGGUAUAGAUCCGCCACCAAGUAUUGAUACUGAGUAUACAAGUAUCUUGUUCUCCGAUGGUCGGACUACCCAACCACGGUCAGAGAACUUACCGCCUCCGACAAUGAGUCAACCACCUCUUCAACAAGGCGGUUAUGACAAGAAUAUUACCAACACAUUAACCACCCAUGUAAAGCAACCGCCACCAAUGCAGACAGUUACUCUAAAAACUGUCUCAGAGGCUAAACCAUUCUUGAACAUGAGAGUUGGUGGAUGGUCACUAGCUAUGGAUGUGCUACCACAAGUUUGCCCACCCUCGUUGCCAUUGAUGCUUAAGCGGUCUGGUGGAUGCAAACCACCAGGGGGGCAGGAAGAGGUGCAUGGAAGCCUACCACCUGACAAGUUGAAGAUGAAGAGUCAGGCUGGGGGGCAAGUUGAUGUCAAGAAAGGUGAACAAAAUGGUGUGUCCAACAGAAGACCAUAUUUGUCACACUAUGUCAAACUUUAUCUUUUUCUCUGCAAAUGAGACAUAGCCUUAGUUUUCGGAGCUCUCACUGAACCUCCAUAGGAGUAGGUGAAAUUUUUUAGUUUGUCCCCAAAAAACCAUCAAAACCAUCAAACACCCUCGUUCGAACAUUGUAGUAGAGAGGAGUGAACUGUGUUAUUAAUCGUUGUUCAAGAAGUCAAGGUGCAAAUCAUUUAAUUCAAACACCAGUUUUUCCUCGUCGGAAAACAACAAAGCAACACCGCCAGGCCACCGCUGCGUCUCCACCAUCGCCUUGCCCCGCCGCCAUUUCAUCGCGCCACAAAAAGACGAAAACGUUGUCCAAGCUGCCUUCUCUCUAAGCAGCUCCAGCCGAAACUGUUUAUUGUCUCAUAAAAUUAAGGUGUUCAAGAUCAGAUUCAAGAGCUUGAUUGACACGAACAAGCUCGAUGGAUAGCCGGAGUUCUUCAUCAUGCUGAUCCCGAAUCCAACAAUCAAACCUCAAAAUAAAAAUAAAUAAGAGGAAAAUAGAUCUGAAGCCAUCGCCAACAAUUACUCAUUAUAUCCAUUCUGCAAAUCGUCCGGAUCUUCUAAAGGGACUUGGAAUUCACCCAACAUCGACGCAUCUGGGCUCGGCCGCUGCCAUGGUGGCGAGUCUCGACCCUGUCCUGGUUGUGAAAUGAGAAACUCCGCCUCUAGGCGAUCGGCUUCUUCUUUGCGGCGUCGGGAGCUGGGGUUUAGGGGUUGGAGGAUUGACGACGGCUGAGAUGAGUUUGGGUUUGAUUGCAGGUUUUGGAUUGAAAUUUGAGUGUCGAAAAUGGGCGGUGUGGAAGGAAGGAAGUACGAAGACGAGGAUGGGUGCAAUGACCAGCGCGGCGGCCGGAAAGACCGGCGGGGAAGGGAGGACGUUUUGGGCGAAGACGAUGGGAUAUCAAUCGCCAAUUCGCCAUUAUUGGGAAGCGAAGAGAGAGAAGGGAUGGAUGGCUCCUCAAAAAUUCAUUAAUUUUUUUUAUUUCAUUUUACUUUUUCUAUUCUUUCGUGCGCUGACAAAAGUUGCCACAUCAGCACUUCUGUUAGUCAAAUCAGCAUGUUAGAUAACACCGUUAAAAAAUAAGACAGAAUUGG
This is a messenger RNA of Linum trigynum, 2807 nucleotides long. NCBI's taxonomy places the organism in Eukaryota, Viridiplantae, Streptophyta, Magnoliopsida, Malpighiales, Linaceae. The record is from the annotation of a GenBank genome assembly.